Molecule: messenger RNA, 2351 nt
Organism: Actinia tenebrosa (Australian red waratah sea anemone)
Lineage: Eukaryota; Metazoa; Cnidaria; Anthozoa; Actiniaria; Actiniidae
Product: zinc finger MYND domain-containing protein 19
Cellular component (GO): cytoplasm; membrane; synapse
Source: RefSeq, a predicted model, not a curated record
CUCGCGCGCACUAAUUAGGCUUGAUUCGUAACUCACGAUCAAAGCAAAAUAUAAAUAGACAUCGAUAGACCAUUGCUAACUCAAGAACAUAUGUAUAUGAACCAUCCGUUUUAAAAUUACUUUUGAGUUACAAAUUUUUUUGAUAAAGAAAGAAAAAUAAUAACCACUUAAGUUUUCACGUGUUUCCAUGCAAAUGAAUGCUGACUAAGGUGAACGCGGGCUCACAUCAAGCCGGUAAACAGAACCUCAGUCAAUCAAACAUUAGAGAAAAACUUUACRCGAAGUUUCGACAAAAAAAGGCAGUGUAGUUCUUCAAAAGUUCUAUAAAGGAAUCAAGAUGGAGCCGGGACUAAAACUUGGCAUAGUUUAUAUCGGAAAGGCAGGGGGAAAGCACAAGUAUUCUUUAGUUGAUGAAAAAGAUAUACCUCUAGUUAAAAAAUUUCGUUUUGAGGCUAGGGUUGAUAUAGAUAGAGAUGGUAACGGAGCCAAGAUUUAUGCAUAUGCAUAUGAUAUCAACAAAGAUAAAACAAGAGGAUGUUAUUUUCAUGAUUAUAUUUGGGAAAGGCACUGUGGAGGAAUUGCUCCUGGUUUUAAAGUAGUGCACAAAAAUGGUGUAACUGUUGACAAUCGACUACAUAAUUUAGCUAUAGUGACAAAUGGUAGAAGAUAUAGAAGAUUACACCAAGAAAAAAUUGCAUGUGGAUCUAGUGAACCAAGUGGYGAUCAAAGUUUGUAUUGGACAGCUGUUUCAAGGCUGCCACCAUUUGAAGCACAAGAUGAGGAACUAAUCAAUGCGAGUUACAACAAAUUUUAUAAUGCAAAUGGAGAUUUAGUAAGAGAAGAAGAAGAUUCUUCUUCAUUCUACGAAUGCCAUUUUGCUCCCUGUACAAAAAUAGAGCAUGAGCUUCAAGAAUUCAGCAUUUGUGGUCGUUGUCAACAAGUUCGAUAUUGUGGAACACUUUGUCAACAGAGAGACUGGCCCAGUCACAAGAAAUAUUGUAAAGAAAAAGCAAGGCAAAGGCRUUAUCAAAGUACUCCUGAUAGAUAGGGUUAUUGUUGGAAGAUUUAUAUUAGAAGGGUUUCAACAAACCUUUUCCCAUUGUUCUCCGUGUUUCAUAAUAUUCUACUGUCCAUUACAUAAUUUUUCCUUUUAUUCAUUUAGAAUCUAAUAUUGACAUUUAUUUCGAUAAUUUUUUUGUCUGGGAUACUCUGACAGUCCAUAGUUAAGCACACUAUAUAAUUACUGAUCUUAUCAAAAUCCAUUGUUUUCAGUCUGCAUUAUCCCAACGAAUGCAUAGAGGAAAAUCAGACAUAUUUAGUUCAUUCAUUAUUGGCUUUGUUUCUAUGAUAAACAAGCUAGAAAGAAAACAAUUAGAUUUUGAUAAGAACARUAAUUAUACUAGACAAUUACUGAGGCACGCAGCAUUCGUAGGUAUAAUGCAGGCUACGCCCUCAGCUGCCUGCAUUAUACCUACGAAUGCUGCGUGCCUCAGUAAUUAUCUAUUAAGUAGUUACCUGUUACCUAUCCUCCUCACGACUCAUGCCACAUAGGGCUUUUACAGAGUUUACCUUUCCCUGUCAGCCGCCACAGUCUGCACCUCGACCCAUGAACUCCAGCCUGAAGYACUUUGUAGUAGUAAAAGAUAAUCGUGUCAUACUUUGUACAUUAUUUCAAUAUUUAAAAAAAUGUUAAUUGUAAUUAUAAAUUCAAACUUGUACCAACAACAACGACAGUACGAGUUCCACCAUUACAAGAUCACUUGCCAGGUGGCGGCCUUAAUUGAUAGAGAACACAGACAUGGAAACAAUGAUGUUGGCAUGUUUUCAAAAURGUUUUUCAUGUGCGCAUGCCAUCAUUCUUGAAGUUGCAUCCUCUCUUGUUCAUUUUUUUGAGAGAUUGGCAAUGCAGAGGACAAUGCCACCCACACAUGAAGAACUGUUUUGAAAACAUACUUGUGUCAAGGUUUCAGGAUCUGCUUCCUAUGAAAGAAAACCUUUUUGUUUUAAUUCUGUAUUACAUGUAAGAUAUUAUGUAGUUUGUAUGAUUAUAGAAUACCCUGCAAUCAUUUGYACAUAUUUAAUAACCACAACUUCUAUUGUUGUAUGUGUCGUUCUACAAAAAAUUCUGACAACUGCAUAUCACUUGUGGGGUAUUCUAUAAUUGCUCCUAAUAGUUAUUAUUUGUCCAGUUUCUCAUUGUCUUCCAUAUUAAAUUUUUGCUAAUCACAGAAGUGCAAGCCAAAAUGCUAACAUUAUGAUCAGAACUAAUACCAGUGUAGGAUGUGAUAGUAUUGUAAUAUUAUUGUAUAUCAAUUAGAAAAUAAAGUUAAUAAAUCAUCUAUCUAACAACA